AACCAAUGAAAUAAUAGCAUUGACGUCUCAAGAUCGUGCUUAAGAUGGGUCUUAAGUAAAAUUCGACUAUGAAUACCGGCCUUAAAAUAAGACUCAAAUAUGAAUACCGGGCUAUGAAUAUUGGUCAGGUAUUCAAUAACGACAAGAUUACAAGAUCACCUUAAUAUUUAUAUACGUCCUCCUGACCUUGGCAACAUCAAAGUCAAAAUCAUAUUUUUUCCAUUAUUAAUAUCCUAUCUACAAUUUUCAUCUGAAACAUUUUUCCAUAUCUAAAUCUAAAGCCAUUUCCGAGACUUAGGAAAUAAGUUAGUAGAGACGCUCUGUUUAAAAAUAAAAAUAUUAAUUUUUUUCCAGUUUACACUAUUUUAAUUAUAACAUAAUAUAAAAAUCAAAUAAAGGCAAACGAGCAUUGAGAACGCAGUACUUAUAUCCAUAAAUAUACUUAUAUUUUCAUAAUAACUCUUCAAAAUUGACGAAUUAGCUUUUUAAUACAAAAGGUUCUAUAUUUCUAAAAAAAUUAUUAUUGCUUUUCACAUUUUUACUCCUUCAGAAAUACAGAAUCGACCACCUAAAUCUAUAUUUAAAUCCAAAAGUUUGAUUAUUUCAAUCAGUAGUAGAACAAAAAUAUACAUUGCAACGAAUAUGCUCAGAUCAUAAAAUGUUAACAUAUUUAAUUGUAAAAGCAUUGUUAAAAUUCGGAUUGUCAGAAUAAGUAUAAACGUGUCAAAACCUAUAAAAAAUAACAUAACCGUGUUUCACUUUUAAUCGCGCCGCUUGCUUUUAUCUAAUUUUGUAAAAUUCCAAGAGUCUAUUUUAAAAAUAGUUAUACAUUUAUUUUGAUACUUACUAAAAUAUUAUUUUCAAUACUUUCUUCUCACCUUUGAUUUAAUAAUAAUCAAAUUAUAUUGAUAAUCUGUAUCAAUAAUAAAGACAAACCGCGGCCAUAAACAAUCUGUCAACAAUAAAGACAUCAUCCAAACGGCUAUAAAAUUUCUAAAGCUGUGUUCGCAAACGCUAGAAAUAAAAACCUUUGAUUGGUUAAUUCUCUUAUGCGUUAUACAUUAGGCUAACAUUUCAUGUAUCGUACGACAAGUUAAUUAGACUUUUCAAUUGGCGAUAAGAUAGAGCAUUUCUAGAAACUCGGAAAUCUCUCUAAUCUAUGACCAAUCGAAAACGUCCAAUCAGUUGGUCGUACAACACAUGAAAUAUUAGCUUUAUGCGUUAUGAAAAAAUCUGUGCCGGGCCCCAGAAAGUGAAAAGAUGGCGGUUAAUGAAGACGUAAUGUAAGUACAUCAUAUUGUUAAUAUUACAAAUAUUUAAGAAAUAUACACAUUCUUAGAUAUCUAUACUAAACUAAAGAAUAAAUUUAUUUUCAGAAUGAUGGAGACGGACUUGUCCGGAGACGAGAUAAUUGCACAUGCAGCUUCUGAAAUAGAGAAGCUGCAUGUGCAACAAACGACGAAUAUGCCGCCAACGGCGGCGGCGGUGGCAGGACCCUCGGCAUUGGCUCCGCCACCACCACCACCACCGCCGCCGACGGCGCCGACGACGUCGGCCCCACUACCUCUACCAUCGCCGCCGUCGACAUCGGCCCCACCAUCGUCGCAGUCGCCGUCGACAUCGGCCCUACCACCACCACCGCCGCCGACCUUACUAUCAACAAUACCGUUACCGCCGCCGCCACCGCCGAUGGCGACGGCGACGGCGACGGCGGCGGCGGCGGCGGCGGCAGCGGCGGCGUCAGCCCCACCGAUGUGGUGGGCCCCAUGGAUAUGGCCGUGGGGAAUUAUGUCACCGUCGACAUCGGCCCCACUAUCAUCGCCGCCGUCGACAUCGGCCCCACUACCAUCGCCGCCGUCGACAUCGGCCCCACCACCACCAUCAGCAUUGUUGCCACAGCAAUAUACAAGACCUCCUCGCUGGCAACGUGGAAAUAAAAAAUUUAAAAAAAGAGGCGGCGGGCAAAACCGCGGGAGAGGCCGUGGGAGAGGCCGUGGGAGAGGCCAAAACAUAUAUAUUACGUACCAAUAAAAAAGCACCUGUCCUGGGACAAAAACUCGCGCGCGUACAGUUGGCCGUGCCUCUUGAUAUAUUUUAAUUAACUGUAUUUUAACUUUUUUAAAUAAAUAUUAAGCAUUCACAUAAACACAUCACUGUGCAGUUUUGAAUUCACGUGGCCCGCAUUUUCCUUUCCAUAAGUAUAUAGGGAACAAGAAUAGCUAUUGCGGCUACUCCAGUCCACAGGUCUGGCGCAAGGAGAUGGAUCUGAGUGUGCCAUGUGCAACCUGGAGAUACGCUUACUGGAGGGUGAGAUUAGUAUUAAUAAUUUGCAACAUCAGUGAACGCGAGUCAAAAAAUUUUGAUCUAUUCGUGCAUCCAUGUGGGAGGAGUAUUUUCAUGGAGCAUUGCAAGUAAGCUAUCGAGAGCAGGUAUACCUUGAAAGUCUUCUGUGAAGGGCAGAUCAGACCUUUGAAGAACAGCAGUUGCGGUACAAUAUUAUAUUUAGACAGCAUACAGUUUUACAACCUAACUUAAAGAAUACUGUCAAAUGCGUUGCCUCAGCUAUUUAGUAUCAUAUUAAGAAUAGAACCUCGCAGCAAUAGAUCAAUAUAUUUGAUAAGAAACUGCACUCAUUAACAAUAAUAUAUCACUUCUGUAAAUCAGUGAUCAUAGUAUGAAUCUAUUUCUACCUUUAUUUCUGUAUAUAUCUACUAUAUAAUUUUUUUCACUUUCUUUUAUUUAAAAUUCUACAGUCUUAAAUUCGAUCCCCAGCUGUUCAACGUUGAAUGAUGGUACAGAUUUAACUAUGUAAGUACUUAUAUAGUCAAACAUAUCUAUGCUUAAAACAGUAUCUAACAGUAUAAAUCUAUCUUUCAGAAAGGUGGUGUUUCUGAUGAUUAUGAUAAACUUAAUUCAGAGCAUAAGCCAAUAUUCUAAAAACAUUGUUUAACCACUUAGCUCACCACUGACUAUGCUAUUAUAACGUUAUACUUUGAACACUUACUUAUGUAGAAAGAAGAUGCUGUAGAUGCUGCAAUUUAAUAUAAAUCUUUCUUCCAGUGUAUAUACCAAAUUACUUAUUACUCUCAAAUGUAAUUUUUAUGAUGUAAGAAAAUAAUAGUUUAAAGUUAAUAGCAUUGAUUGUAUUAAGUUAACAUAAUCUGGAGCAUAAGCAGAUGUAUAAAUUUAUUAAGACAUUGUUGUUUAACGUCGUUUAGCUCACCGCUGACGGUGCCAUUAUUACUAUUAUUACAUUAUUAUUAUUUAUUUUACUUAUAUUAUAUGCCAAAUAUUAUUUCUUGUUUUAUCAAUAUUUACAAUAAACUGAAUGAAAAGUGAAAUGAGAUACAGUAGAAACAACAAAAUCUAUAGAAAGUGAUAUUUGACAUAUGAGUAAAAUAAAUAAUAAUGUAAUAAUACUAAUGUUGUAAUGGCACCGUCAGCGGUGAGCUAAGCAGCGUUAAACAACAAUGUCUGAAUAAAUUUAUAUAUCUGCUUAUGCUCUGGAUUAUGUUAACUAACUUUAAACUAAAGAAUUUUCAUUAUCAUUAUUUUCUUAAAUCAUAUAAAUUACAUUUGAGAGUAAGUAAAAUUUGGCAUAUACACUGGAAGGAACAUUUAUAUUAAAUUGCAGCAUCUACAGCAUCUUCUUUCUGCAUAAGUAAGUGUUCAAAGUAAACCAACGUUAUAAUAACACAGUCAGUAGUGAGCUAAGCGGCGUUAAACAAUAUUCUUAGAAAUUUAUAUAUCUGCUUAUGCUCCGGAUUAAGUUUGUCAUAACAUCAAAAACACCAUCUCUCUGAAAGAUAAAUUUAUACUGUUAGAUACUGUUUUUAAGCACAUAUAUCUUUGAUUACAGAGUUAAAGAUAGAUACUAUUUUUAAGCACUGCAUGAUGUAUGGAAAUUUUUUUUAUCUGUAUCAUCAUUCAAUCGUUAAACAGCUGAAAUCUUAGGAUCAAACUUAUUAAGACUAUGGAAUUUUAAAUAAAGAAAAGUGAAAAAAAAUUUCAUAGUAGAUAUAUACAGAAAUAAAGGUAAAAAUAGAUUCACACUAUGAUCACUGAUUUACAGAAGUAAUAUAUUAUCGUUAAUGAGUGCAGUUUCUUAUCAAAUAUAUUGAUCUAUCGCUGCGAGGUUCUAUUCUUAAUAUAAUACUAAAUAGCUGAGGCAAUGCACGGUUUUUCAACGCACUUUGAUGAGGCACGGUAUUCUUUAAGUUAGGUUGUAAAACUGUAUACUGUCCAAGUAUAAUAUUGUACCACAACUGCUGUUCUUCUUCAAAGGUCUUAUCUUCCCUUCACAGAGGACUUUCAGGGUACACCUGCUCUCGAUAGCUUACUUGGAAUGCUUCAUGAAAACUCCUGGUACAUAGAUGCACCAACAAAUCAAAGUCCUUGCAUUCACUGAUAUGAUUGCAAAUUAUUAAUAUUAAUCCCACUCUCCAGUAAGUGCAUCUCCAGAUUGCACAUGGCACACUUAGACCCAUUUCCUUGCACCCGACCUGUGGACUGGAGUAGAUGCAACAGCUAUUCUUGUUCCAUAUAUUAUUUUGCAUAUGGAAAGAAGAAUGCAGGCCACGUGAAUUUGAAACUGCACAGUGAUGUUUGCGUGAAAGCAGUACGUUUUGAGUUAAAUAGCUUGGGCAUCAGAGUACUGGGUACUACUUUUGCUUGCCAACAUUAUCCUCUUUUUUUUUAUAAAUCACGAUUUUGACUGCUUAUCCAUGGUAGUAUACCCUUAGAGCGAGACACUUUUUCUUGUCUUUUUUUAAUUUAAUCAAUGGUAGGACGUAUAAACUUAGCGCGAGGCACUUCUUCCUCUCUUUCUUUUAAAACUAAAAAUAAAACAUAACACAAAGAAUCAAUCUUAUUUCGGAAUAUUUAUUUCAUACAAAAAAUGAAAAUUUUGUGUAACUUAUCUGAUAAUUUUCAAAUUAGGCAUAGCCAUAUUUUCUUCCAUGAUGUAAUCUACGAUGUAAUAUAAAAAAUAUGCAUAAAACUAAAUGAUGCAUAAUAAUAAUAAAAAUUAACUCGUCAUUAACCUCGCGCAUGUCAACAAGACACUAACCUCGAACUGUCACAUGAUUAACCUCAUUACCUCAAUACACGAAUAUACGGACGGCGCGCCGAUCGCCAAUCGCGAUACAGAUGGUUUGUUCUUUUUCACUGCACUGCUGCACUGGUGCAGUAAGUUAGAACACUAGUGUAGCAAUAUAGCUAAAAGGAACAAACCUAUAGUUACUCGUGGGCCGUGUCAAUUCGUAAGCCAUCUAUCGCGCGGAAAGCAACAGUACAAAAUACAAACCGCCGCCAUUUGUCCUGGCGGCCGGGCGACGACGAUAAUGACUACGACGUUUCUUAAACAGAUUUACUCUUGAGCGAAAAACUUUAAUCGCAAUAUCUUCGCUCGUAAGUUACGUAGCGGAAAAAUAAAAAUACUUUCAUUAUAUAAAUCGGAUCCAAGCUAUCCAUUAAACUUAUUUAGAAAUCAAUCGAUUCAGCCGUUAUUGAAAAUCCGAUAAUUACAGAAAAUCGCAAACGGCGUCUCGCGUAAAAGAAGCAGCGGUGGUGCCUCGCUGCGCGUACACUUGGCGCGAGGCACUACCGUGCCUCUUGAUAAUUUUUUAUCAAUGUUUUCGUUAUCAAAGAUUUAACAGUACGAUACAAUUCGAUAAGAAACAAAGUUAGAAUUGUAUGAUACUGUAAAUAAGAUAUUUAAGAAAAAGAAAGAAUCUAUCGUGAAUGUACCAAAAAUUUUAAUUAAUUUACUAUAUUCAUAAUUAUGUCAUUUGUCAUGAAUGUGUGUAACGACGCGAGUCAUGGCGCGGUGCGGUGGGACGCGAGAGCGGCCAUUGAUGCGAGUCUAGACGCGGUGCGGUGAGACGUGGGAGCAGCGAAGCACAGAGCGGCGCGACUCUCCCUCUUCCCCCCGGCCGCCGGCGCCAAUACUCGAGACAGUGGGCCGUGCUACGGCUCGAGCGGCUCGAGCUCUUCCUUCCGCGCGCUCUCAUUCGCACAAUUAAAAAAAUUUAUAUCUCGAUUAUUGGUAAACCAAACCCAAACAAUAUUGGGUAUUUAUGUUUGUCUCGAUCCCUUCUACCUCUUUACAAGCAUUGGCGUGGGUGCUCAGGGACACCCUGUAUAUGCGCAUAUAUUUUAAAUUUUUUGUGCAUAUAAUCCGAAGUUUAUUGAUAACUGUUUUCGAAAUACAGAUUUUGAAAUAAUCUCGUGUUAAAAAUUAGCAAGUGAAUUUCAGGUCUUGAAUAACAAAUCGCAAAAGUUAUGUUUUGUUUUGAAGAAAAAAAACUUUUUUUUAUACAGAAUUAUCUUUACUGAAAAUCAGAUUUUGAUUUAAAACGUUUUGAUUUCGAAUAUAAAAUGCCGCAGCAUUUAAUUGAAGUUCAACAUGCGCAAAUUGUUGCCCUUUUACAAGAAGGAAAUACGGUAUGUUGCGGAAAAAAUGCAAAUUCCUCGUUCUACAAUUUUCCGUGCUCGGAAAAAUUUCCAAGAAAGAGGAAGAUUUGAUCGUCGUGAAGGUUCUGGUCAGAGACGAAUUACUACACCUAGAGAAGACCGUCAAAUCUUGGAAGAAUUUUUGACGUAAUUAUCAGAAAUCAUUUACACAAGGCAGGUCUGCAUUCACGCAGCAGAGUUUGACUUUUAGCGCUAACUCAACAACACCGUCAACUGUUUCAUCCUCCUAUGAACUUAAUGGGACGAUGGCUCAGAUAUCUGGAGAGACCACCAACUAAUUUCCACGACCUGUCUACUGAUAGAACUACUAAUGCGAAUUUUGAAUGAAAUACCGCAACGAGAAAUCCAAGCAUGCAUCAACAUAAAAGACCAUUUGCAACAAGUCAUUAGACAAUGAGGAAGAAACACCAUUAUUAAACAAACACAUGCUCAUAGACAUGUACACAACAUACACAUACUCAACAUAAAAAAUAAAAAUUUCAUUUAAAAAAUCGGUCCUUUUCAGGGUCACUUGAUAUGCAAAAUCCAACCGUCAACCUCCACGUAGUGUAUAUUGGGUCAUUCUGAUGACGACAGUAUGAUUGAGUUAAACACGAAUAAAAUUAAUGUGCAAUAUAUUGAUAUCAUUUCAAUAAAUGGUAUCCAAAAAACUGUAUUUAUUCGCUAAAAUACUCUAAAAUACAGUGCUAAUUUCAAACUCGUGCAUAAUCAACAAAAAACAUCGUAUUGACAUGUAUUUUUUCUUAAAUUGCUUAGUAAAGAAUACGCUUUAAAAAUCUGGAUUAAUAUUAGCAAGAUUUUAACGAAAAACUUGUGAAAAAUGAUAACAAACUUUUACUUUUUUCAAUAAAAAAUACAUAUGUUUGUUUUUCAUACAUGGUUUUCAUAUGAUAUAAAAAGGUCACACUUAACAAGUUAAACUUUCGCCUAAGGAUUCUUAAAGUAGAGUCUUUGCCCUUUAAUUAAAAAAAAAUUCAUAUAAUUUGGAUGAUUUUUCGCAAAGUUAUACCACUUUGAAACCCAGCUAACCAUUUGCUGCCAAAUUGUCAGCAGACUGCUAAAAAUUUCUUGCGGAAUCAGAUUGCCAAAACCAUGGCCUACUGUGUCCUCGAGUGCGCCCAAAUUGCAAGCAAAAAUUGUUAUCAAAUCCUGAUAUCAAAUUGGGUGCAACACCAGAGCAGACCUGUCACUAGCAAUACAAUGACAGAUUCACGCAGCAAAUUGAGAACAGAUGUUGCAACGUAAACUCACAGCAGAUUUACGCCAAAUAUGCAACAGAUCUGUAUUCAUAAAUGAUGACAGAUUUGUCGAAUCUUUUCAUUCCUUCUUUCAUCACAGUUAUAAUUUUAUUUGAGAAUCGAUGUAAGCAAUCUCCUGAGAAGAUUUAUUAAUUCAGGAGUAAAAACAGAUUAAAUAAUUUACCCAACCCUCUCCUUAGCAUCUAAUAUUUCCUAUAGGAGGGUCUCAAUUGACCUAUCUAUUUUCUCCCUUUAUAUCGCAGGUAUAUCAUCUAUUCUAGGUGCAAUUAAUUUCAUUAAAUUUCUUUGUAGUUAAAUCUCACUCCCAAAAAAA
Messenger RNA from Monomorium pharaonis (pharaoh ant), 8046 nucleotides. Its product is annotated as actin cytoskeleton-regulatory complex protein PAN1-like. Bases 1378 to 2031 code for a protein of 217 amino acids. The transcript has 3 exons. NCBI's taxonomy places the organism in Eukaryota, Metazoa, Arthropoda, Insecta, Hymenoptera, Formicidae. The record is from RefSeq and is a predicted model, not a curated record.